GGGGUGGUACCUCCACCACGCCCUAUUCGAAGGAGGAGGAAGAGAAGAGGGUCGCCAUACUGAGAAAGAGAAAAGAGAAAAAAAAGGCCAAGAAGAAGGCCCUACAGGAGGAGUAGGCGGCCAAGCUGAAGAAGAUAGAGGAAGAGAUGGCCAGGGAGAAAGAGAGAUUGAAGAAGGAAGAAGAGCAGAAGCUGAAAGAAGUGGAAGAGGAAGAGGAAGAAGAUGAAACGCCACUGCAAAGAAAGAGAGGGCAGUACAGUGGCAGCAGAGAUGAGGAGAUGGAAAAAUGGAUUUCGGAGUGGGUCGCCAAUUUAUCUUUGGGUGAAGAAGAAGAGGUGGUGAUGUAUAUUUCCAAGGAUGACCAGGAGGCCGCUAUGAGAGCAUGGAACGCAGAAGAAGAUGUCAUAAAGCAGCAGGCGUUGGAAGAUGAGAAAAGGAUGGAAUGGAAGCUGGGAGUGAUGAGGGAGAAGAAGAGGAGAGUGGACGCGGCAGCGGAGGCGGCAAAAGAAUUGGAGGAGGUACAAAAGAUAGAAGAGCGAUUAGCCGUCCAAACUGAACUCCCAAAGCAAAUGCAAGUCAUAGCCCGAAACGUUGCAUGCCUAGCACGGAUCAAGGCGGAGCAGUAUGACUUUAGUAGGAGUCAGCAUAUAGCAGUGCGUUCGAUACGAUUGGGAUUUCGGGACUUUGCUCGUGGAGGCCGAGGUCUCCCCGGAUCUAAGCGCAUUGCGAUCCAUGCGCUUAGAGAUGAGGCCGCCAACUUUGCGAGGUCCCUGGUUCGUGCUGCGAACUGCAAUGAGGAUCCAGUUGCCUACUCGUCCUUCACCUCCCUCACAGAGUUUAUGAAAUUGCUGCGCGAGCAAUUUGCUGAUGUCGCUCGUAGUGUUAAAGCCUCAGACAGGCUGCAGAUGAUCCACUCUUGCAAGUGGAAAAGUGUCAGGGCACUUAAGAGUACAAUGGAUGAGCUUGUAGCUGUUCCGGACCAUGGGGUCACAGAGACCCAAUUGGUCGGCCUCUUCUACCGCGCUAUGCCUGAAGCCUUUCGAGGGCACUUCUUUGCGAAGAGCGAAGACCCUGCCACUACUUACGAUUCCCUUAGUCGCGAAGUGGUGACUUUUGAAGCCAAGUCGGCGUUUGUGUCCACUUUCUGGCCCAAGGACUUGGACAAGGGUAAGCAAUGGAAGGGUCGCACUAUCUCGGGACAAGUGAAGACUAAGGAUAGUCUUGUCCUAACCUUAGAUGAGGGUAGUGUGGAUGAGAUCCCCUACGAUCAGAUUGAGUGGGGGUUGAAGGACGAGGACAGCGGCGUGGGCCAGGGGAGAACUUACGUUGCUGUCGCGGCUGGAGGGAGGCCGCAAGGAGGAGGACGAGGCCAGGGCCGAGGGGGCCGGGCCUCAGGGAGCCGGUUUCAGGGCGAUCAGGGGGUUGGCGGCAGAGGAGGAAACCGCCAAGCGGGAGGAAGGGGUCAAGCGAUUAGAGAUUGGCCCACACCGCGCACGCUGACCGAGUUGCGGUCGUUUUUGGGCUUAGCUAACUACUAUACGAAGUUCGUGAGGAACUUCUCCAUUAUCGCCGCACCCCUUCGCAGACUGCUCAGGAAGGAGACCAUCUGGAAGUGGGAUAAGGACUGCACAUCUGCUAUGAAGAAGUUGAAGCAAGCCUUAAUAGAAUAUCCAGUCCUUAAGGUAGCCGAUCCGUCCUUGCCCUUUGUCGUUACUACGGAUGCUAGUCAGUACGACAUAGGUGUAGUGUUGCAGCAAGAUGAUGGCAAUGGUUAUAGACCCGUAGAAUUCAUGUCGCCUAGGAUGCCUUCAGAGAAGGUGGCGACAUCUACCUAUGAGAGGGAACUCUACGCUCUCAGGCAAGCGGUAGACCACUGGAAACACUACUUGCUUGGGAGGCACUUCAAAGUCUAUUCUGACCACGAGACAUUGCGAUGGUUAAAGACGCAGGCCAAAAUGACACCUAAGCUUACUAGUUGGGCCGCUGAGAUAGAUCAAUACGACUUUGAGCUCAAGCCAAUCAAGGGAAAGUAUAACGUAGUCGCGGAUGCUCUUAGCAGGAGAGCUGAUUACUUUGGGGCAAUAGUGCAUUACCUAGAUAUAGGGAAGGACCUGCAGCAGAGGAUUAGAGAAGCCUAUGCGCAGGACCCUAUCUAUAGUGACCUCCUCAAGAGGGUCAAGGAGGCCCUAGAGACAGAGCCGAACUACCGCACUACUGAAGGGUUGCUCUUUGAGAAGACUAAUGUGUUUGACCGCCUGUGCAUCCCCAAUAGUGAAGAGGUCCGUAGUCUGAUCUUGGGAGAAUGCCAUGACACAGAGGGUCAUUUUGGUUGGCAAAAGACUUUAUCCAAUCUGAUGCGCGCAUAUACGUGGCCAGGGAUGAAGACUGACUGCGUAGAGUAUGUCCGCAGUUGCAAAGUUUGCCAGCGUAAUAAGAGUAGGACGCGCGCACCGCUAGGUCUUCUCAGACCCUUACCCAUUCCAGAUCAGCCGGGAGACUCAGUGUCCAUCGAUUUUAUGGACACCCAAUUCAAGAGUAGGCAUGCCAAGGAUAUCAUUGACUUCCCGGACCUUGAGUGUGUUAAGGUCCACCAGGAACGUCUCCGCCUUAAAGAGCGCACCCUGUCUGCAAUGUCUCAGCGCCUACACAACCGCGACCGCACCUUACCGAUUAUUCCAGUGCGCCUCGGGACCUCUACUAGAGUGUAUCGCGCACUAUGGGACUUUGGCUCUACUGGCGACUUCAUUCAUCCUCGCGUWGUUAAGGAGGCAUCUCUCUAURCAUCCSCCUACCCUUCCACUGUCACUGUCACGCUUGGCGACAAUCAGGCCAAAUCAUUCGUCGAUUCAGUGGUGCCUGAUCUUCCAUUCUCCUUCCCCUUGCGGAUGCCCCACAACCUUCGCAAGGCCCCUCGGUUCCAUGACCAGUGGACCUUCGACAUCAUGGAAACCCUAUAUGAUCUUGUUCUCGGCACUGCCUACUCCCAUCAGUUUGCCCAUGCUGGCCCCGAUUGGACCCACAACGACCUCGUCCUCGACACCAAGGAUGAGAAGCAGUACCGUAUUCCGUUGUUGGGCAAAUCGGACUCUACACCCCCCUUUCCUGUCAAUGUUGCCAUCUUGAUACCGACUCAGUUCCACCACAUCCUUCGUCAGCCGGAUGUCGAACUCUGCAUUGUCGACAUCACGGAUCUCCUUGUCUGUAACUCUAUGCAUCAGGAUGCUGAGUUGGUCGAGCUCGACCCACCACUCCCUGAGCCUCCCGAGCCUUCUGAUCCUUCAGCCCCCUCAACCCCCUCCACCCCUGCUACCUCAUCUCACUUUCUUGCAUCUUGUUCCACGGAGGCGCCAUCGGUACCUAUUCCCAUACCGACCCCGUCCACCCCUGCUUCAGAUGCCGUUGCAGCCGAGAAGUUUUACAACUUCCUAUCGACUUUGCAGCCUAGCGUUGCGGCCCUCCUUCGCGAGUAUCGCGAUGUUUUUCCUCCGACCGUCUCUUAUAGCAGCAUCCCUCCUAUGCGCGAUAUCGAGCACCACAUCCGGCUCGAACCUAACUACCGUAUUCAGCAUCGCGCCCCAUAUCGCCUCUCGGUCCCCGAAGCCCAGGAACUUAAACGCCAAAUUGACGAGCUACUUCGUCAGGGCUUCAUCAAACCGAGUACCUCCCCAUGGAGUGCACCUGUCCUCUUCGACAGCAAGAAGGAUGACACACUCCGCCUCUGCCUCGAUUACCACGGUCUCAACGAGUAUACGGUCAGAAACAGUUACCCUAUGCCUCGUGCGGAUGAUCUGUUCGACCGCCUCUCAGGCCACCACUUCUUCACGAAGAUCGAUCUUCGUAGCGGAUAUCACCAGAUCCGCGUAGCCGAGGAGGAUGAGCCUAAGACCGCUUUCCGUUCUCGUUUUGGGCACUACGAGUUUACCGUCAUGCCUUUCGGUCUCCGUAAUGCCCCUGCCACCUUCGAGACGGCUAUGAACACGAUGUUCCAAGACCUUCUUGAGGACUCGGUUCUAGUCUACAUCGAUGACAUCCUGGUCUACAGUCGUACCUUAGAGGAGCAUCUGACCCACCUCUGCACUGUCCUCCAGCGAUUACGUGACCAUGGGUUUUAUGCGAAGCUCUCCAAAUGCCACUUCGCUCAACCCAAAGUCGACUUCCUUGGGCAUCAGGUCUCCAAGCACGGACUCCACAUUGACGAUUCGAAGAUUCAGACCAUUGUCGACUGGCCCACUCCUACCUCUCUUCCUGCGCUGCGUAGUUUCCUUGGGUUGACCAACUACUAUGGUAAUUUUCUUAAAAACUAUGCGCAGUAUUCUUCCCAGCUUACCCCCCUGACCCGCGGACGUCUACCUUUUCAUUGGACCCCGGCUCACGAGGAUGCUUUCCGCUCUCUCAACCGGCUUGUCACGUCAGCUCCUAUCUUACACUUACCCGACUACUCGCGUCCAUUCAUCGUCACCACCGACGCAUCUGACUUCGCUAUUGGAGCUGUUCUCUCCCAGAUCUAUCUUGCCCCCUUUACUUCUCCCGAUUCCACAGAGUCUCGCCUCCCUCGCAUUCCUCGCUUCCCUCUUCCACCUCCAGCGACUGCGGCUCAUCUUGCACCCAUCGAGCCCACCCCCCCAGGGGCCCCAUCCCCUUAUAUUCCUGACGUCGCUGAUGACAGUACAGUCGAGUCUAGCAAUGGAGAGUGUCCGGUUGCUUAUCUACCUCGACAGCUACUUCCCGCUGAGCGUAACUACACUGCCGAUGAGUGUGAGGUCUUUGUGCUGGUCUACAAUGUUAAGAAGUGGCGUCAUCAUUUGCACGGUCAUACUUUCACCGUUUUGACGGACAACUCUGUCCUCGCCGCCUUCCAGACGAAGCUUAAGCUCACUUCUCGCCAGGCUCGUUGGUGGCGUGACCUCUCGGAGCUCGAUUUCACCAUCAAGAAGAUUUCUGGCGAAAGCAAUCGUGUUGCAGAUGCCUUAUCCCGCCGCCCCGAACUUCAGUGUGAGGAUCGCCAGCUAUCUGCUAUCUCAGCUCCUACCAUCCACCCCGCCUUUCUGGAUGAGUAUCGCCGCGCAUACACCCAGUGCCCUGAGUUUCGGUCCAUCUACGCCGACCUACAGGCUGGCAAGUCCGUCCCUAACUUCCAGCUUGAUCCCUCUGGACUCCUUUACUGGCUUGGUCGCCAAGGUACCCGCACUCCUCGCUUACGUGUGCCUUCUACUGGCCAGCUCCGCGUUCGGGCUGUCGCUGAGUGUCACGACCAGCGCGCCGCCGCUCAUCUCCGUGUCCUUAAGACACUUGACCGCCUCUACCGCCUUUACUACUGGGAGCAUCGUCGUCCUUUCACCAAGGAGUACGUUCGCACCUGCAGGAUCUGUCAGGAGGCCAACAUUCCCAACCACCCCCCUAUGGUCUUCUUCAGCCCUUACCCAUCCCUACUCAGCGUUGGACUUCUGUCUCCAUGGACUUCAUUGGUCCUCUUCGUCCCCCUACCCCACGAGGCCACGAUGCCAUCUUCGUCGUUGUCUGUCCGUUGACUAAGCAUGCUCACUUCCUCCCUUGCAAGUAUGCUUGUUCAGCCAAAGACAUCG
Chara braunii is the source of this 5582-nucleotide messenger RNA. The record is from the annotation of a GenBank genome assembly. NCBI's taxonomy places the organism in Eukaryota, Viridiplantae, Streptophyta, Charophyceae, Charales, Characeae.